AUGGCCAAGAUGAUUACACAGAGAAUGAAGCCUUUAAUGGAAGGUAUAAUAUCUGGCUCACAAAGCGCCUUUAUUCCUGACAGACUGAUUACUGAUAAUAUUCUAGUAGCUGCAGAAGUAGGGCAUUAUUUGAAUAGAAAACAGUGUGAGGCUGUAGAUGAUAUCCUACUGUUUUUCAGAGCAAAUGUGCAGGAAGCAUCUGAGAUAAAAAAUUGUUUAAUGUUAUAUGAGAGUUUAUCUGGUCAGAAAGUAAACUAUCAUAAGUCCAGUAUAUGCUACAGCAGGAAUACGGGGCAAUAUGAUAAGGACAUGGUGGCACAAAUCCUAGGUGUUACUCAAGCUCCCAACUUUGGGAAAUACUUAGGACUACCCUCCUUUGUGGGAAGGAAUAAGAAGGCUGCAUUUGCAUAUAUUGAAGAUAAAAUCAAGCAAAGGAUUGGUUCUUGGAAUAAGAGAUUGUUAUCACAGGCUGGUAAAGAAAUUUUGUUGAAAAGUGUGGCUCAGGCAAUGCCAACAUUUUCAAUGAGUGUUUUCAUGUUACCUAUAUCUAUCUGUACGGCUAUUGAGCGAGUUAUGAACCGGUACUGGUGGGGGUCAAGUACUGAUCGGGGCAUUCACUAG
Molecule: messenger RNA, 621 nt
Organism: Ipomoea nil (Japanese morning glory)
Lineage: Eukaryota; Viridiplantae; Streptophyta; Magnoliopsida; Solanales; Convolvulaceae
Exons: 2
Coding region: 1-621 (206 amino acids)
Source: RefSeq, a predicted model, not a curated record